Molecule: messenger RNA, 264 nt
Organism: Anisakis simplex (herring worm)
Lineage: Eukaryota; Metazoa; Nematoda; Chromadorea; Rhabditida; Anisakidae
Source: the annotation of a GenBank genome assembly
CUGUGGAAAUGGCAAGGCACAUCACAUUUUUACAUCUACUAUCAGUCGGUCAGUCGUGCUGUGCUUCAUGUACUUCAAGCGUAUGAGAAACAGGGCAUCGUAACGUUGAUCCAAUGGAGAACACUACCAAAAUCUGAUGAAAUCGACCCAAAUAGGUCAAUUUAUCGAAUCGGUCAUUCGCUGUCGCAUAACGAUUGUCUUCAUCGGUCAAACGCCCGUUUUGUGGCACUUGUCGAUAUUGAUGAACUCAUUAUUCCGAAGUAA